GUUGCAACGCAUGACGCAUCGCAUCAUCGGUUUUUCCAGCCAGCAGCAUUUGGCUGGCCGACUGCGCCGCACGAAGGGGGAAGGAAGAGGGCUACUUGGAAAACUGGGGGCGGCGCGGCGGAACGGAGAGCGGAGGAGAAAGAGAGGAAGCAGUCUCAGUUCUCGAUCUCCGAGGUUGGUGGCGGCGGCUAGGGCUGGCAGCCGGCGGCAGAAGCAGAUCUGAUCCGCGUCUGUCCGGCGCAGAGAGGAGGCUCCCCGGAGCUUCGGCCGGACCGGCCAUCCGAUUCCGCGGCCCGCCUCUGCGAUGGUCUCUGGCUGCUGACUGCAGUGAUGAAUUCGAGGCCGAUCGUGCUCGUCUUCCUCCUGCUCGUGCUCAUCAUAUCAUCGCAGUUCGAGUGGAAGCAGCAGAUCGGUGAGGCCGAGGCCAGCCCGGAAGCUACGCGGCGGAGGCAGCAACCACAGGUCGUAAGGGAAGAUGCCGUUAAAGAGAAAAUAAUACUGGCGCAGGAGAAGAACAUCCAGCAGCUCACCGAGCUCAUCCAGAGCCUCCAGGUGCAGCUACUGCAUUGCCGUGGCAGCAACAGCACUGCUCAUGGCGCCUCCUCGAAUCAGUCUUCAGCCAGUUACUCCGAAGCGGACAGACAUCAGAUAAUCGAUGACUGAUCGCGCGUGGACAUGCCCAGGUCGUUUGCGUCAGAGUACAACCGGAUCAAGGACAUGCUCUGCAGUGUACUGAUGUGCUGUACUAUUGACAGCACUAUGACCACCCCCUUCUAAUACAUCUUCACCCUCGGCUUGUACAGGAUUAUAUUGUAACUGUAUCAUGUAAAUUUAGCCCACCUUCCUCAUUGAGAUUGAGAAUGUACUCA
This is a messenger RNA of Aegilops tauschii subsp. strangulata, 869 nucleotides long. RefSeq lists its product as uncharacterized. Lineage: Eukaryota; Viridiplantae; Streptophyta; Magnoliopsida; Poales; Poaceae. The record is from RefSeq and is a predicted model, not a curated record.